Molecule: messenger RNA, 33452 nt
Organism: Bolinopsis microptera
Lineage: Eukaryota; Metazoa; Ctenophora; Tentaculata; Lobata; Bolinopsidae
Product: MAM and LDL-receptor class A domain-containing protein 2-like
Exons: 166
Coding region: 10-32784 (10924 amino acids)
Cellular component (GO): membrane
Molecular function (GO): protein binding
Source: RefSeq, a predicted model, not a curated record
ACUCUGCUCAUGAAGAAAUCGUUUGACCAGGGCGCUGAUGUUUGGUUUGAGAGCGGUGCUUUUAUUGGUGCUCAGACAAACUUCUCCAUUAUGGUCGAAGGAGUGGUUGGAACAUCCUACACAAGUGACCUGGCAAUAGACGAUGUUGGGUUCAGACACUGUGGCGAGAACGAGCUCCCAGUUUGUAACUUUGCGGAGUUUACUUGCGGUAAUGGUCGGUGCAUCCCACAAGAUCUAUUGUGUGACUUGGUGGACCACUGCUGGGACGGCAGUGACGAGAACGACUGUGAUAACCACCCUGUUAACAUUGGUUGCUACACUGAAGUACCUGAUAACCCUGUAUUCCCUGAAAAGUUAGGAGAUUUCUCUCAAGCUCAUAACGCGACCACUGCUUGUGCUCAGUUGGCUCUUGCUAAGGGUUACAAGGCAUUUGCCCUGCAAAGUGGUGGAUUGUGCUACUCGGGACCCAACUGUGACAAGGACUACUCUAAGUACGGACUCUCCUACAGUUGUGUUAAUGGACUUGGUGGUUUCAGAGCCAAUGAUGUCUACAUGUUUGGACAAGAUGGAUCCUGCAACUUUGAGCACGGAACCUGUAAGUGGAGCAGCACUACAACCCUCCAGUGGACCCGACAUCAUGGUCCCAGCAACCCUCCCUUUACUGGACCACCCACUGAUCACACUCAGGGAACACCAGCAGGGAACUACAUGCUUCUGAAUGCCACAGCAGGCACCCCCGGUGACAUCGGGACCCUUGUCUCACACCAGAUAGAAAACACUGGUCCUCUCUGCGCUAUUAGCUUCUGGUACAACAUGAAGGGUAGCGGUGUCGGUAAACUUCAGGUGUACGUGACGGACUCAGCCGGACAAGUUGAGCUCUGGUCUCAGGUCGGUUCAAGUGGGGACGGCUGGAGAUACGCAGGUUUCUUCGUCGGAGAGAAGAUGCAAGCUAACAUCACCUUCAUGGGUAUUCUUGGCAGAAACAAAUACGGAGAUAUUGCCCUUGAUGACAUCCAUUUCUCUAGAUGCGGGGCGGAACACAGUAACCUGUACUUCGUGGGGGAUCUUGGUGAGGACUGUGACACAGUUUGUGAGAACAACCAGCUGCUCUGCACUGGUAAAGUUGCUACUGAUAACAAGCUGGAUCUGUUCACUGAGCUGGGUAUCACUUGUACUCCUAACACCAGACCUUAUCAAUACGAUGACGAACCUUGUUACCACGACGACCCUCGGUCGCCUAACUACGGAGAAUGUAUCGGAUUUAUCAAUGUGCCUGACAGUGUGCCAUGCUCUGGAAGUUAUUCUUCUUCUAGACGUCUCUGUGGCUGCAAACUCAGUGACGGUUGUCAAGGUGCUGACUCGGAGCGCGUCGACUGUUUCCCCGGUAACUCGGGAGUUUCCCAAGACCAGUGUCUCCGGGCUGAUUGUUGCUAUGACGAGACUCUCACUGCAUCCGGAAUCCACUGCUUCAAGAGGAAUCUUACUGAAGUUUGCCCUGUUGGUGAGAGAGCGUGUAAGAGCGGACAGUGCAUCCCAGAAGGAUUGUUCUGUAACUAUGAAGCUGGUGACUGUUUCGACGACACUGACGAAGACGGUUGUGAGCAAGCCUUCGGGGACUGUAACUUUGAGGGAGAUUUGUGUGGGUGGAGCGAUCAUAAGCGGGACCAGUUUGACUGGACCCGGCACAGAGGUUCCACUGGUACUAGCAGCACCGGUCCUAAAUACGAUCAUACAAGAGGAUCACCCAAAGGUUACUACAUGUAUAUAGAGGCUUCCCUACCUCGUAUCUCCGGUGAUAAAGCUAUCCUGAAAUCUCCCGCCAUGUCCGCUGAAGGACAGUGUACUCUGAACUUCUGGUACACCAUGUACGGGAACACUAUCGGUGAUCUCAACGUUCAUCUGAUAAACGAAACUGGGCAGUUCGUGAUCUGGUCAAAGAGUGGUAAUCAAGGCGCGGACUGGAUCUCAGCAUCCUAUCAACUACCGACAAUGUCAAAGUUCCAAAUCAUGUUCGAAGGAGUGAGAGGAUACAGUGUAGGGGCAGAUAUAGCAAUAGACGACGUCUCAUUCUCCGGCUGCACUCUCGCUAGUCUAUGUCCUGAGGACGCUUUCACUUGUGGAGGUUUAGAGUGUAUUCACAAAGACGAACAGUGCGACUUUAUCAACCAGUGCUCUGACGGAGAGGAUGAAGCUUAUUGUGGCUCUUGUGACUUCGAGAACGGAAUCUGUGGUCUGAUCCAGAGUGUGUACGACGACUUCGACUUCACACGUCAGACAGGACAAACAGCGAGUAAAGGAACAGGACCUAGCACUGACCACACUACAGGAUCUGCAGACGGACACUACAUCUACAUAGAGUCCUCCUACCCCCAGCAGGCUGGAGACAAGGCUGAGAUCAUGACUCCCGUUUACAGGGGCUCUGCUCCUAAGUGUAGGAUGACAUUUGCUUAUCACAUGUACGGGAAUACUAUCGGAACACUGGAGGUGAGAGUGCUCUCUACUGCUACCGGUGAAAGCAAGACAGUUUGGCAGCACUCUGGUACUAGCGGAGACGCUUGGUUUGAGACAGCUGUUGCUAUUGGAGCUCAAAACAUGUUCCAGGUGGUCUUCUCGGCUACCGUCCGCAACAAUGCUGGAGAUAUCGCUAUUGAUGACAUCUCAUUCAUUGACUGCAGUCCUGGAAACUUCUAUGGCCCGGUUGAUUGUUCGUUUGAGAGUGAUUUCUGCAACUACCUCAACCAACAGCACGAGGACAACUUUGACUGGACGAGGAUUCAGGGUACCACCCCUAGUUGGGACACAGGACCAGGAUUUGAUCACACCUAUAACGACACCUUCGGUCACUUCGCCUACAUCGAGACGUCCUAUCCUAGGAUUCCAGACGAUAAGGCUAUCUUGACCAGUCCUUGGAUUAAGACUGAGAAUCCUGCAACUGGUAUCUACGCUGGAUACAACUGUUCGUUCAGUUUCUGGUACCACAUGUACGGAGCUGAUGUAGAAAGUCUUGAGGUCAUCAUGAAGACUGCUGCUGGUAACACGACGAUAGUGAUGGAGAAAGGAGAUCAAGGAGACGCCUGGAAAGAGGGCUCAGCUGUUAUUAACGAACACGACGCAGCUCGGUUCAUGUUUGUGGGUACUAGUGGGAAAAGUUUCUCCGGAGACAUUGCCAUCGACGACAUCUCUGUAAAGACCUGUCUCAUAACUCCGCUCUGUAACGACAAGGAUUUCAUGUGCCUCACUACUCCUAAGUGUAUCACCCCUUACAAAGUGUGCAACUUCUACGAUGACUGCGGUGACAGUACAGACGAGAACAGCUGUGGAGACUGUGACUUUGAGAGGGACUAUUGUGGUUGGACCUCCCCUGAGAACUACAGGCUCUGGGCCCGGUUCAGAGGAUCUACUUUUACUAACGGUACCGGCCCUGAUACUGACCACACUACUGGCAAAGCUAACGGUUUCUACAUGCUAUUCGAAGCCCAUCUGGGUGUUCGACAAGGAGAGCAAGGAUUACUAACAAGUCCAGUAUUCAUGGAGAGUAGUGCUACCUGCAAGAUAGACUUCUACUACCACAUGAAGGGAAAGAAUAUGGGAAUUCUAGAGCUUUUCAUUGUCGAUGAAAACGAUGUGAAGACCUCUUUGUGGAAGAAGGAUACGGAACAAGGCAGUGACUGGAUGUACGACACUGCUCAGAUCGGACACAAACGGAACUUCUACAUCGAGUUCGUAGCGACCAAGGGUUUGGGAAGUCAGGGUGAUAUAGCUCUGGACGACAUUAAGUUCUCCAACUGUGCCAUGGGACCAAGCGCCAACCUGACCAUCAAGGACAUGGCUGUUAACAAAACAGUCGGUGUGGAUACAGAUGUGAUUCUGGACUUCACUUACGAUGGUGCUCCACUAGCUUAUGUUACCUGGACUAAAGAUGGAGAUGCUCUGCCAACUUCUCCUAGAUUCUCAGUCGGCAUGGACGGGUCUCUGUCUAUCAUGGCAACUGCAGCGGAAGACUCGGGAGUAUACACGGUGAAGAUCAGUAAUGGUUUCAGUGAAGCUACAGGACAAACACAGUUAUUUAUUGCUGUUGGAUCCUGUGACUUUGAGACCAAUCUCUGUGGUUUGAAACUCAGCUACAAGCCUUCCUUUUACUUUGAACGAACCAAGGACAGUGGACUCACUGAUCAUACUACAAGUGGAAAGGGUUACAUCCUAGCUCUGCAAGCCAACAACCCCGGACCUGUCAUCUCAGCGACCAUAACCUCGCCACUCUACCGGGUGAAGUAUGCCAGCUACUAUGAUACCUGCAAGAUGCAGUUCUAUUACCAUCUCAACGGCACUGCUGGUCCCAUCAAGGUCAGAGUCAGGGACAUGGCUUCUGCUGUCCCGAAAUGGAAAACUAUCUGGUCAAAGAUCCCACAAGGUAACGGAUGGAAAGGAAUAGCUCUUUCCUCAGAACUCGGAUACAGAAACACUCUGAUGUUCCAGAUACAGGCCAACUCUAAGAAGGGCUUCAACUCUGUGAUCGGAGUAGACGAUCUGCAACUCACUGGCUGCCAAGUUACACCGUACUGUCUGAAGGACGAGUUCACCUGUCCGACCGGGUCUUGUCUUAACAAGGAUCAGGUCUGUGACUUUACCAAACAGUGCGGAAAUGGAGAAGACGAGGCCCAAUGCGGAGCGGGUAGUUUUGACGAUGAUAUGAACGGUUGGCUGCCUGACAUGGAGUCAGCAGUAGGAAUCUGGGACCGAACAACUGGUCAGGACGGCUUCACUGACCACACCACCGGAAAAGGAGGUUCCUACAUAGAGGUGGAGACAAUCAAGCUGAAGCGGCGCGACUUCGCCUCCCUUGUCUCUCCUAACUUCGCCUCCUCCGACAAUGGCUGCAAGAUGUCCCUGUACUAUGCUAUCUGGGGCACGAAUACUGUGGGUAACAUCACCCUCCAUCUGAAGACAACUAAUGGGGACAUCUUGCUGUGGAAUGUUGCUGGGAACGGAAACUCGAAGAAGCAGUGGACAAAGGCAGAGAUCCUUAUCGGAGCAAGAGUUAACUUCAGGUUGGAGCUACGAGGAGAGUCUGGAGGGCCAGUCCUUGGCUUCCUUGCUGUUGAUGACAUAUCUUACGUUGGCUGUGACCACGGACCACCACAGCAAGCUGUUAUAACGGUUAACCCAAUGCCGAAGACAGUUUUACUUGGAGAUGAUGUCACUUUUGCUUGCAAAGCCACUGGUGUGCCAACACCUAACAUCAUUUGGCAAAAAGACGGGGUUGACAUCGCCAUUGGUGGACAUUACUCACUAUCACAUGAUUUCGUUCUGACUGUCACCAACGUGGAGAAGGAUACUGCUGGUAACUACAGAUGCCUCGCUAAAAACCCUCAGAGUGUUGCUAAGUCUAAGAUCGCCAAACUCACUGUCAAUAAUCCCCCGGGAAGCUGCGACUUCGAGGACGGACUGUGCGACCUCAGAGACGUUGAGAGGGAUGAUGACUUCAACUGGAUCCGACAGAAGGGUCACACUCCAUCCAUUCACACCGGACCCGUCGCUGAUCAUACCCUCAAAACUCAAGAAGGUCACUACAUGUACAUAGAGUCGUCAGCCCCCCGGUCCCAGGGCGAGAUAGCAAUCCUGCAAACCAGCUGGAUGGUGCUGAACGAGGACAAGUGUAACAUCAGCUUCUGGUACCACAUGGUCGGGGACCACGUGGGCAAUCUCGAGCUGACCAAGCGAACGUACGUGUACGACAACAUAAGAAAAGAAUCGCUAUGGAAACUGUCAGGUAGUCAGGGUGAUGUGUGGAUCCAGGCGAAUAAACACGUGGGAGCCUCUCCCAUAGUGCAGUUCCAGUUUAUUGGAGAAAUUGGCCAGGGCUAUCAAGGAGACAUUGCUAUCGACGAUAUGGUGUUCCUCAACUGUCAAGGUAUCGAUAUUGCAGAUUACAAUCUUGGUUACGAUUUAUCGGAAAAGUUGUGUCGCACGGACCAGUUCUCAUGUGCAGUGCCCCAGUGCACCUACUACACCCACGUGUGCGACUUUAGGGACGACUGUAUGGACGGCAGUGACGAGCAUAUCUGUGGCGAGUGUGACUUUGAGGAUUCAAUCUGUGGUUGGGUACAGGAUAAGAAGGAUAACUUUGAGUGGACGAGGUGGCGAGGAAUUACACCCAGUAUGUUCACUGGUCCUGAUCACGAUCAUACAACGGGAGACUCUACUGGACACUACUUCUACAUAGAAUCAUCUGAUCCAAGAGUAGAAGGUGACGUGGCUAACAUCUACUCCAACACUUACCGUCACUCUUCGCACACCUGCAAACUACAGCUCUGGUAUAGCAUGAACGGCGCUAACAUGGGCAGCCUCGAUGUUUACCUCGUCACUGAUGCUUCUGAUGAUACAAAGAGAGUGGAAAACUUGAAGUGGCACAAAAAUGGAGAUGCUGGAACUGACUGGCAACAAGCCACUGUGGAUAUCGGAGAGCACAAAGACUUCCAGAUCAAAAUCAGCGCUACUGUUGGAAAAGAUCACCAGUCGGAUAUUGCUAUUGAUGACAUCCACUUUGCUAACUGCACUGUUGUUUACAACUACACGAACCCUGGAGAAUGCUCAUUCGAAGACGGACUGUGUGGGUACCACAACAGUCCUGAGGACGACCACUUUGAGUGGGACCGACAGAACGGUACAACUGCCAGCAUAUCUACCGGCCCAGCUAACGACCACACUCUUAACAACAACUUAGGAUAUUACAUGUUCAUCGAGGCUUCCAUUCCAAGAGUCCAAGGUGACACGGCGAUAUUCUCAUCUCCAUGGCUGAUAACAAAAGACUGGUACGACUACAACUGUAACCUGACCUUCUGGUACCACAUGAAGGGGGCCCACAUAGGACAGCUGGAUGUAAAGGAGACCAGUACUGGGUACUGGAACCAGGGUGACCGGGUCAUCUGGACUCGCAACAGCAGCGUGGAUAACACGUGGUCGUUUGCUACAGCCACCAUCUGGGACAUCUACACUCCUGGUAAAUUCCACUUUGUGGGUGUCCGCGGUGACAAUUACCAGGGAGACAUUGCUAUUGACGACAUUGCUUUUAACGAGUGUCCUAGUGUGGAGGCCCUGUGUACGGAGGAGGAGUUUGGGUGUGACAAGACACCUCAGUGUGUCCACUCUGAACAGAAAUGUGAUUUCAUGGUGGACUGUUCUGACUCCUCUGAUGAGAGCUACUGUGGUAGUUGCACGUUUGAGGGUAGUCUCUGUGGACUCUGGAACUCUCCUGAUGAUCAUUUCGAUUGGACCAGAUACAGAGGCCAGACACCGUCUGUUAACACUGGACCCGGCACUGACCACACUUACGGAAACUCUACUGGACACUACAUGUAUAUCGAGGUGACAGGACAAGCUCUGGGUGACAUGGCUGUCCUCAACACCCCUGUCUUCAGGAAAUCAUCACGUGAUUGCUCCUUCGAGUUCUGGUACCACAUGAGAGGGACCGCUAUCGGCCAGUUGGAACUAAACAUGACCUCUACAUUCAAUGGCACGAACACAACGCAACUCCUCAUGCUCGACAAAGCAACUCCUGAUACUUGGCAAAAAGCAUCUGUGAAAGUUGGCUACCAAGAGCAGUUCUGGCUCAGUUUUGUUGGAAUUGUUGGAAACAACUUCCAGGGAGAUAUCGCUUUAGAUGAUCUCAAGUUCCUUAACUGCAGAGUCGAUAUUGGCGACGAUCCAGCCUCCUGUGACUUUGAGACAAGCAAGUGCGGCUAUGUGGACUCUACUGACAACACCAGUUUCACCUGGACUCGGCACCAAGGACCAACUUACUCCUUCAACACUGGACCAAGUGUGGACCACACCACUGGAACUGACAAGGGGUACUACAUGUACAUAGAGACCUCUGACCCCCGAGUGGAGGGCGACAAAGCAGAGCUGAUGAGCACGUGGUUUAACGUGACGGGAGCGGAUUGUACUGUGAGGUUCUAUACUCACAUGACCGGGCAGGGAAUUGGGGAACUGAAUGUCUACACUACAACUGAGGACGGAACUAAGACUAAACAACUCGGUCUUACUGACCCCACAAGCACGGACACAUGGAAAGCCCAGACAGUGAAACUAGGCGCUAUAUCCGGCAAGUUCAGACUUUCCUUCGAGGGAGUCAGGGGAGCAAGUUACGACGGAGAUGUGGCUAUAGAUGAUAUACACUUUGAGAAGUGUGGGUCUGUCACUCCGUACUGCUCCUCCGAUCAGUUCACCUGCAACACACCUGAGUGUAUCCCUCUUAAAUACCAGUGUAACUUCUACGACGAUUGCAAAGAUAAAUCUGAUGAGUUACUGUGUGGAACGUGUGACUUUGAGUCAGGUAUCUGUGGCUGGAGAGAGGACGAGGCUGCUCACUUCGAGUGGGUCCGACACCAGGGCUCUACUCUUUCUUGGGAAACUGGACCCAUCUCCGAUCAUACCACCGGCAACGCUGGCGGACACUACAUCUACGUAGAAGCGUCAACACAAGGAAAAGGAGACCACGCUCGACUCAUGUCCCCAGAGUUCCCCAGUUCAGGACCCCAGUGCCAGAUGCAGUUCUGGUAUCACAUGUACGGUGCAGAUGUUGGAACUUUCAGGGUCCUCCUCAACAACAAGACUCUGCUGUGGAACCUUACUGGCGAUCAAGGAAACCAGUGGACACUAGGAAAAGUAGAUGUUGGUCUUCAAGGAGACUUCUUCCUCGUUAUGGAAGCGGAAAUGAAGGAAGGAUUCCAGGGUGACAUUGCUAUAGAUGAUAUCUCUUUCGUGAACUGUGACAUCGGGGCGGACGGAGAAUACAACGGACCGUCUGACAUAACAUUCGAGGACAUGUACAGAGUGUUCUCACAUCUGUCCCAGUACGAGCACCAAGAUGACACCUACUGGGUGAUAGGACAAGGGAAGUGGGACUGGUACAGCAACAAACCUCAAGCUGAUCACACUUACAAGAACACAUCAGGACACUUCUACGAAGUUCUGCACACACCACUACCUAACGAUUACUACCACGAACCUGAACCAAGUACUCUAUACCUACCCUGGAUGAAGACACUCAGCAGACACUGCUCCAUGAGAUUCUACUACUUCUUAAACGGCUGGAACUCUGGCGACCUCGAGAUCGGUACCCUAGACAGUCUAAGCGCGGAUGCUGUGUACACGAUGAAGAUCAGUGGAGCACAGGGCAGUUCGUGGCAAGAAGGCGAGAUCCACAUCGGGGAACGAGGACUGUUCAGACCAGUUUUCAUGGCGACCACUGGUACCGGAUCCUCUGCUUACAGCAGUAUUGCUGUCGAUGAUAUCUCCUUCCUAACCUGUCCGGUUGAGCUGCUGUGCAGUGAGCGAGAGGCAGACUGGAACUGUGGGGUCCCCCAGUGUAUCAACAGGAAGCGAGUCUGUGACUUCAGACAGGAUUGUACUGAUCAGUCUGACGAGGCUAACUGUGGAGACUGUGACUUCCAGCAUGGCAUAUGCGGGUGGUCGAAUGAGCCAGAUUCUGACAAGGAUGAUUUUGAUUGGACACGACAUGCUGGAUCAACAUACUCAACCGGAACUGGACCUUCUGCUGAUCAUACUUACGGCAAUAGCUCAGGUGGAUAUCUAUACAUGGAAGCCUCCAACCCCCAGCCAGGAUCAAAGACCGUCCUGAACAGUCCCUACUUCCACAGCUCUGGUCCCGAAUGUACCUUCAGAUUCUGGUAUCACAUGUACGGAGCCAAUGUUGACAAGAUCGAGCUGGCCAUCACUCAUGACACUGAGAGAGUCUGGAGAAGUCCUUAUGAUACUCUCUGGAGUAUGCAAGGAGAUCAUAAUGACACGUGGAUGAUGGGAGAAGUCAAGAUAGGAGCCAGAAAAGAGUUCCGACUCCACUUCAUCGGCUACGUAGGAGUAAGCUAUGACGGGGAUAUCGCUAUUGAUGACCUUGAGUUCCUGAACUGUGCUGGUUCUGGUCUGAUCGGCGAUCUGGACUGUGACUUUGAGUUCGGUAACUGCGGAUACGCUCAGCCGUUCUACACAGAGAAGCUGGAUUGGAUGUGGAUGCAGGGGGCUAACAGUGGGUACACUGCUCCGGAUACUGACCAUAGCACUGAGUCAACACUGGGACACUACAUGUACCUGGAGUCUGGUAACAACAGUGCUGCUACCACUGCUCUCCUAGAGGGACCCUGGAUCACUACUCAAGCUCCUGACUGUACUCUUAUCUUCUACUAUCACAUGAACGGCCAGAAUAUCGGAGGCCUGAACGUGAAAGUUCGUGAGAUUGGAACAAACACCACAAAGACAUUAUGGACGGUGAAUGGUAGUGCUAACGCUACUGCUAGCAGCUGGGCUAAAGCUCUUGUUAAUGUCGGAGAACGCAGUCUCUUUAGAGUUGAGAUCGAAGGAGUAGCAAAUGCUGGUUACUUAGGUGAUGUUGCUAUUGACGACAUCGAAUGGAAUCCGCGUUGCCAAGCAAAGAAACUCUGUGAUGACGAUCAGUACAGCUGCAGAGAUCCCAAGUGUAUACCUUCUUUCUUGGAAUGUAACUUCUACGAUGACUGUGCCUCGGGUUCAGACGAACAUCACUGUGGUCAUUGUGACUUUGGUAACACUGGUUUCGGUAUGUGUGGCUGGGUUAAUGUACCCCAGGAGCACAUGAAGUGGUACUUAGAGGACGAAUACUACAUGCAGGUUACAACUAUAAACUGGUACUAUGGAACUGGGGACGCUAUUUUGGAGUCUCCUCUGCUUCACUACUCUAACUCAACCUGUCAGAUGAAGUUCAAGUACCAAGUCUAUCAGGGCACCAUCACCGCCAACAUGCUACUAGAAAACGGUACAACAGUUCUUCUUUCCAAAGUAUACUCUACCUACGAUCUAGACUGGCACAUGGUCACUGUAGAUAUCGGAGCUCAUGAUGCUUUCAAGAUACAAUUCAUCGGAACUCCUACCUAUCUUUACUGGGGAAUGACUGCUAUUGAUGAUAUAGCCUUCAUGAACUGUGAUAUAGGCAAGUCUAUUUUUAGACCAGAGGCACCAGUGAAGAUCACCACCUACCCUACGGAUGCUAACGUGCCACCCUAUGUUGAUGUUAUGUUCAACUGCACCGCUACCGGCAAUCCACCUCCUAAAAUUACCUGGACACAAAACGGACGUAGUCUACCUGAUGAUCCGAGGUUCAAGGUAUCAGACCAAGGAUUGUUGAUACAGAAUGCUGAUGUAACUGACAAUGCUGUGUACAAGUGCGAGGCUAGCAGUCAAGUCAGUCACGAGUCUGCCAGCGCUACUCUAUACGUAGAUGCAAGCAGCUGUGACUUUGAAGCUGGAACCUGCAACUGGUUGGACUGGGUCGGUAACGACGAUUUCAACUGGACUAUUGGCGCUGGGCCAACUGCUUCGGGCAGCACAGGACCUCCUAACGAUCAUACCUACGGAACAGGAGCUGGUCACUACAUCUACACUGAAACCAGCCCGCCGGUAGUUAAGGGUCACCAGGCCAUCAUUGAGAGUAUGUGGUACAAUCCUAUUGGCAGAAUGAUGUAUACCAAGUUUACUUUCUGGUAUCACAUGUACGGUGCUACCACCGGUUCUCUCGAGUUGGUGAUGGUAGAUCAGAAUACCAAGACAACAAGUCUGUGGAAAGUUAACGGUAACCAAGGUGACCAAUGGCAGCAAGGUUCAGUCGACGUCAUGGCGUCUGCUUUCAAGCUGCAGUUUAUAAGUGUUGCUGGCAACGGUCGUCUAGGUGAUAUGGCUCUGGACGACUUCCAGUUCUUACCAAAAGUUAUGCCAUCCUGCCGACACAGCGAGUUUACCUGUGAAAACAACGGAAACUGCAUAAAACCCACCAAAGUGUGCGAUUUCCACAGUGACUGUCCUCUCAAAUCUGACGAAGUCAGAUGCGGAACAUGUGACUUUGAGCGAUGGGUGACCUGUGGUUGGAACCAGGUGGAAGGUGAUGACUUUGACUGGAUCAGACAGAGAGGAAACACCGCCUCUUAUGGAACUGGACCCGGUGUUGAUGCUACCUCCGGAAGUGACCUAGGUCACUACAUGUAUGUGGAAGCAUCGUACCCGCGAGUGAAGGGAGAUGUUACCAAGCUGAGAAGUCCUACUUUCCCAAUGUCUGGAUACAACUGUCAGAUGCAGAUAGCUUAUCAUAUGAGAGGGUAUCACAUUGGUACUCUGGCUGUCGAGGUUCUAGCUGACGGUGGCAGAGAGGUAAUGUUCCAGAGAGUGGGAGAGCAGCCUGACGGUUGGCAGCGAGCCAACAUUACCAUCGGAGGUCUUACAAACUUCAACAUCACAAUCUGGGGAAUAGUGGGUGAUGGAUACGCUGGCGAUAUUGCUAUUGACGAUCUAGCUCUGAUGAACUGUGAACCUCCUUACUGGGAAUAUGUACAGAUCACUCAACCACCGGCCGACACCUCACUAGAAGAAGGAGAGAGACUGGUCCUACCCUGUAGCUUCAGAGGAAUACCCCCUCCUACAGUCACCUGGACUAAAGAUGGUGGUGCUGUACCAGACAACGCUCAGGUGAAACUGAAUGGUACCCUUAUUAUCGAGGACGCCAGCACGUAUGACUCCGGUCUUUAUGAGUGUACCCUACAUAACACCUACUACACACAAGCAGCCUCAGCCACUGUCUCUGUCAAGGGUUCCGUGGGUAAUUGCAACUUUGAGGAUGGUCUGUGUAACUUUAGGGAUGGUAUGGACGAGGUUGACUUCUUCUGGUCACGAAACACAGGGUCUACAGGCUCUUGGGGAACUGGACCUGUCACAGAUCACACCAUCGGAACUGACCAAGGUUACUACAUGUUCAUUGAGACCUCCUCUCCACGAACAACUGGAGACGUUGCGAUCUUGGAGAGCACCUGGUUGAACAACGUGGCCGAGUCUUGCACCCUCAGGUUCUGGUACCAUAUGUACGGUCAACACAUUGACACUCUACAAGUGUACUCUUUAGAUCAACUUGGAAUCAAAAGAGACCUCGCUUCUCUGAAAGGAGAACAGGGCAACGAGUGGAAGAUGGAAGAGGUGAAAGUCUACGGCAGAGGAUACCGACGUUUCUACUUCAAGGGCGUAGCUGGUGAAAGUUAUGCCGGCGACAUCGCUAUCGACGACAUCAGUUUCAGACGCUGUGAGCUGGAGAAACUGUGCUCAGACGACGACUUUACGUGCGACCUACCACAGUGUAUCGAGAUGGACAAAGUGUGUGACUUCCAGGACACGUGUAUUGACGGGGCAGAUGAGAAAGUGUGUGGAACAUGUGACUUUGAGAGAGGGGGAUGUGGAUGGGUUAAUGAUGAGAGUGCUGACUUCUUCUGGACGUACGCUCAAGGUAGCACCUGGUACUGGGAGAACAAGCCCUCUACUGAUCACACCUUCAGCAACAGCUCAGGCCACUUCCUGUACAUCGAGAGAGCGUACCCCCAAAGACAAGGACAGAAAGCUCGAGUAAUGACCCAGUUCAAGGCAUCCGGCUACAGCUGUGCUAUGAGCUUCUGGUAUAUUACCGAAGGAGUUGGCACUGGAAACCUGACUGUUUGGAUCAACUCUACCACUUACAACAUGAGGAAGGUUUACGAGAACACAACGCCAAGCAAGGACAACACGUGGCAGAAACAAGCUAUCCCUAUUGGAGCUCAAGACGAAGUGACAGUUUUAAUCGAAGUAACGGUUGGUUCAGGAUACGGCGGUCACGUGGCUGUGGACGACAUUGUGUUCCAUAACUGCGCGGAAGUGGAGAGAAUCCCGGGCACGUGCACAUUCGAGCACGGUUCAUGUGGCUACAAGGAGUACAUAUUCAAUGAUGAAUACAACUGGAUACUAAACCAGGGACCUACCCCAUCAUAUUAUACUGGACCUGCUGCUGAUCACACUUACGGUAACGCAACAGGACACUACUACUACGCUGAAGCGUCCGCCCCUCGCAAGAUGGGUGAUCAAGCCACACUGAACAGCCCCUGGUUCCAGACCCAGGAAAGUCAGUGUAUCUUCACCUUCUUCUACCACAUGCAGAAAACAGACACUGAUGUGGCCACUAAACUGGUUAUUAAACAGCAGUAUGACAGUAUGGAGAUCAAGACUGUGGCUACCAUAGACGCGUCAACCACUGAGGAGUGGGAACACGGAUCUGCUACGUUUACAAAUGGAAUAUUCAAAGUUCUGUUCGAGGCCAACAGAGGUGUAUCCUACUUUGGCGACAUCUCUAUUGACGAUAUCAGCUUCGCAUGUGAUGUGACUCCUUUGUGUACCGAUCAACAGUACGCUUGUAAUAUCGCUCAGUGCAUCCCCAAAUACAGACAGUGUGAUUUCUACCCGGAUUGUGGAGAUGCCUCAGACGAGUGGAUGUGUGGAGCAUGUGACUUUGAGUCGUACCACGUGUGUGGUUGGGAACAGGAUAGGACUGACGACUUCGACUGGACCAGGCACCAGGGCCCCAUUACUGCUGGCUACGUUGGUCCAACUGCUGACCACACAUUUGGAAACAGUUCUGGUCACUAUUUCUACACGGAAGUAAGUGGCAUUGCAAGUGGAUCUAAAGCAAGGAUCAUGAGUCCCACCUACGCUCAGACAAGUCGGGUCUGUAAACUACAGUUCUACUACUGGAUGGAGGGAAGCGGUAUCGGUGACCUGAAUGCGUACACGAUGGUUGGAGGACAGCAGAAUCCAAUCUUCAAGGAAUCAGGAGACCAUGGGUCAGGAUGGCAGUUUGCCAACCUUACUCUCGGUUCACUCAAAGACUUUAGCAUCACUAUCGAGGUAGUCCACACAACUGGCAGCUUCUUAGGAGACAUAGCUAUAGACGAUAUCCAGUUCGUGGAUUGUACCCCGGGAGCGGAGAACAGUCCUGCCUCCUGUGAUUUUGAGGGUGGAAUAUGUUCUCUUCAACACGUGACUGCUAAUGUAGACUUUAAUUGGGAGAGAAACAAGGGAGGAACUGGUUCCUGGAACACUGGACCUAAAUUGGAUCAUACUACUAACUCGGCUGAUGGUUAUUACAUCUACACUGAGGCUUCUUAUCCUAGACGAGAGGGUGAUGUAGCUGCAAUCCAGACAACUUGGCUCAACUCUCCAGGACCUUGUACUCUGAACUUCUGGUACCAUAUGGAGGGGGAGGACAUCGGCUCUCUGGAUGUCGAUGUUAUCGACACUGCGGGAAAAGCAGACUCGCUGUUCUCACAAAGUACGGCUAAAGGAACAGACGAAUGGCAUCUGGCCAGCCAUUUCAUUGGUAAGCUAGAGAACCAGAGGAUUAAGUAUACUGGAACUAGAGGAAAGAACUAUGAGGGUGAUAUCGCUUUGGACGACAUCAACAUCGUUGGAUGUGAUGUAAACGCUCUCUGUAGUGGAAAAGAGUUCUCUUGUGGAGUACCGGAGUGUGUCGAUGCUAACCAAGAGUGCAACUUCAGAACGGAGUGCUCUGAUGGCUAUGACGAGAAAUUCUGUGGAACGUGCAACUUUGAGGACAAUAUAUGUGGCUGGAUCCCAGACGAUUCGUUCGGCCUCACCUGGAACAGACAAGCGGGCACCAACUACACCUACGGUUUCGGACCUGACCACACCUAUGGUAAAACUAAGCCUGGCUAUUUCAUGGCCAUGGAAAUGUGGAAGGGAGAUGAUCUGGAAGCUAGAAUGGUUACCAAAAAGUUCCUGAAGUCUGGAGUUAGCUGCACACUUGAUUUCUAUUGGUGGAUGGCGUUUAGUAGUGGAGGACGUCUCGCUGUGGAGGUUGAAGAGGACGGAAAACCACCUGUGGAACUAUGGAGCGUUGACGGAGACCACGGUACCGUAUGGAAUCACGGAGUAGUAAAAAUCGGAGCUCUGACUAACUUCAAAGUAGCGUUCAAGGGAGUGAAGAACUACCAGUGGAAUUGGAAAUACACCGGACUGGAUGACAUCAGCUUUAUCAACUGUCAGGCCCCUCAAGAUCUGGGACCAGGAGAGUGUCACUUUGAGUCCGGAAUGUGCGGUUACAAGGACGAACAAGUCUUUGAUGACUUUGAUUGGGUCCGACACAAAGGUUCGACCUGGUCAUGGGGAACUGGACCCAGCAUGGACCACACAAUCGGCACAACUGACGGUUACUUUAUCUACUUGGAGUCAUCCUACCCCAGGAUCGAGGGAGACAUCGCCAGGAUACACUCUCCUUGGCUGGUUACCUCUGGAAGUGACUGUAGUCUCAAGUUCUGGUUCCACAUGUAUGGUGUACAUAUCGGCAAUCUAAAUGUGUUCAUUGAGGACUCAGCUCACCAACGAGAACUAAUUUACACGACCAACACAAACGUGACCGCUGACUGGCAGUCAACAGUUAUCAGGAUAGGAUCCAGACCCAUCAUGAGGGUCACCUUCGAGGGAGUCAGAGGCAAGGACUACCAAGGUGACAUCGCUCUCGAUGAUAUCAGCUUUGAGACCUGCCAAGUACAAGCUCUCUGUAAGGCGGAUCAGUUCUCGUGUGAGUCUGCUCAGUGUAUCGAUGCCAGCAAGCAGUGCGACUUUGUCAGUGACUGUGUUGACGGAUCGGACGAGACGAACUGUGCUGAGUGCGACUUUGACAAUGGUCAGUGCGGAUGGACAAACGUUAAGACAGACGACUACGACUGGGACAGAGUUGAAGGAUCUGCAGGUUCUGCGGGAACCGGACCUAACUUCGAUCAUACCUCUGGAAAGGGGCUCUACAUGCUGCUGGAGACAUCAGGACGAUAUGUUCACGACCGAGCAGCUCUGGUGUCCAACAUCUACCAGGCAUCCUCGGAUCAGUGUACUCUGACCUUCUGGUACCACAUGAGGGGCAUCUCACUGGGAAGUCUUGAUGUGGUCAUCAACGAUACGGUAUCCAUAUCCUCUGUUUGGUACAAGGAAGGACCUAGAAGCUAUGAAAAUGCUUGGCAGUUUGCCAGUGUUAAGAUUGGGGCCAGAACUAAGUUCCAGAUUCAGUUCAUCGGUGAAAGAGGCAGGAGUUUCCAGGGUGACAUUGGCAUUGACGAUGUGAAACUUGUCGGCUGCCAAAUAAGCAAAGGAGGCGAAUGCGACUUUGAGAGCGGAUUCUGCAUGUACCAGGACUCCGGAGACGAACAGUCACCUUGGGUCAUAUACGAUGGGCAUAACAACUAUCCUGGGGUUAUCCAGAAAGAUCAUACUUUUGGAACUGCUGACGGUCACUUCUUAUUCCACGAGAACUGGGGACCCUCUCAAGCUAACGAGACCUCUGUCAUCCUGGGACCCUGGAUGAAGUCGGACACCACAAAUUGUGUGUUGCAGUUCUGGUACUAUCUCAAAGACGCUGAUAUCAUGGUCUACUACCACGACUCAGAUGCUACUGAAGUACAAUUGAUGACAAGUGGAGCUAACACCACCGACUGGACCAAACAGUCCCUCCCCCUCAAGAACCACAACAUCUGGAGAACUAAGAUAGUGGGGAAACUGUCUGACGAGUGGUUCGGUGGUAUAGGGGUGGAUGAUAUUGAUGUCACUGGAUGCUCUGCUGAGCCGCUCUGCUCCCCGGAUGAGUUCGAGUGUGGAGUCCCUCAAUGUAUUCCUAAAGGAGAGGUCUGCAACAUGAGAAAGGAUUGUGCUGAUGGCUCCGAUGAGGCAAUGUGCGUGUCAUGUGACUUUGAGAAUAACGAGUGUGGAUGGAGGAUAAUACCUGGGGACUAUGACUGGGUCAGAGUCCACCCUGGAGACUACUCCUGGAACCAACCUCCUAACGAUACCACCUUCAAGAACAGCUCCGGUCACUACCUAAUAGUUACUGGCAACUGGGGAGGAGAGAACAAGGCUUCAGAAAUAGUCUCACCUCACAUGCCAGCUGUUAACUCUGGAUGUAAGGUCAAGUUCAACUACCAGAUGACUGGAUAUGAUACUGGGUCUCUCUACGUCUACCUUUCUACACAUGGUAUUAAGGGCAGAUAUUUCUCAAUCAGCGGUGAUCAGAACGCAACAUGGCACGCAGCAGAAGUGAACAUCCCAGAGGGCUACUCCUGGAUCAUGAGCAUAGUGACCACCUUCAGCACCUCCUACUCCGGCUACGUGGCAGUGGAUGAUAUCGUGAUGGAGGGUUGCACCAGCAAACCCACCACACCCCCUAACGUGUUGUCCCCACCCCCACCUAUAGUUGGUAACUACAGAGAUAACGCGUAUACUUACUGCUUCGUGGUUGGCAACCCUCAACCUAAGAUCACCUGGCUACAGAAGAACAUGCUCAUUCACAAGGAUAGCACUAGGCACUACAACUUCACUUUCACCGACGCUCUGAGUUACCUGAUGAUAAACGACCUUCAGCCCCACGACGAGGGACAGUACUCCUGCUUUGCUAGCAAUGGCAUUGAGGCGGUCACUGCUGACACUUCAGUAACUGUUAAUGUCGGAGGAUGUGACUUUGAGAGUGAUACUCUAUGUGGCUGGAUACAGUCAACAGAACACGACACCUUCAACUGGACCCGAGUGAAAGGAGGCACCCCCUCCUGGAACACGGGACCUAUAGGGGACCACACUACAGGCAGUGGUUACUACGUCUACAUAGAGAGCUCCUAUCCCAGGAUACCUGGAGACACGGCAGUUCUGGAGAGUCCCUGGAUGAAGGUCACCAAUAAUGUGGAUUGUCACGUGAAGUUCUGGUAUCACAUGUUCGGAGUGCACACCGGAACACUAAGACUAUGGUAUCAGAUAGGGUAUCAGGACUGGAAACAAGCGUGGAACCUCACUGGCGAACAGGACACGAGUUGGAACAGCACAGUCGUUAUGAUUCCUUACUCCUACAUGCUAUCUUACUACGGUUUCAGGUUGAGACUUGAAGGAGAGCGCGGAACUGAGUACAUGGGUGAUAUUGCUCUCGAUGAUAUCUCCAUUGAAGGAUGUAAAACGACAACAUUCUGCCAUACCGAGGACUAUGCCUGUCCGUCAGCCAACAGACCGUACUGUGUUACAACGGACUGGGUGUGUGACUUUAUAACCGACUGUCCAGAUCGAGCUGACGAGAAUAGAUGUGGAUCCUGUGACUUUGAGACUCAGCAAAUGUGUGGCUGGUUGCAAGAUUCAAAUGACGAUGGAGAUUGGAUUAGGAAUAACUUGGGGACAGCUUCUUUUAACACAGGACCUAAAUCAGAUCACACAACUCAUGCGGACGAUCUUAAUAUCAACUGUAUAGACGGCAAAGGGUUCAACUACAACGGAACACUAGCCAAGACAACAGCCGGAACUGGCUGUUUGAAAUGGGACAGUUACCCUUGGUGGGGAGUCACAGGACACAACUACUGCAGGAACCCUGAUAACGACACGAUGCCAUGGUGUUUCACCCAGAACGGCUGGGGAUUCUGCGACGUACCGUCCUGCGGUAAGCUUCCCAUCAGUUCCCCAGUGAUCAAUAAUCGCACGGAAUUCUCAGGGAUAAGACCCAUACCUGUUAAUGAGUUGGAUUUGGUCAUCGUCGGAUUGGUUUUAUCGAUGUAUUUAAGGCUCCAAUUUUACCCCUAUGAACAGUGUAUGAAGGGUGAUGGUUCGUCCUACAUGGGAACCGUGGCUAAAACUGCCUCUGGUAAAGAUUGUAUGGCUUGGAACGAACAAUCUUACAACUAUGCUGAUAAACGAGUUGGGACCCACAAUUACUGCAGGAACCCGUACGGUAACAAGAAACAAGAUGGUCCGUGGUGCUAUGUGGCUGACUCCACUAUCAAGUGGGAGUACUGCUCUAUUCCUGAGUGCGGACAUUACGUAUAUCUGGAAUCUAGCUGGCUGAGACCUGGCGAUCGAAUAUUGAUGAAAACGCCCGAGCUUCUGACUUCUGGUCCAGACUGUAAAUUCGAGUUCUGGUAUCACAUGAACGGAGACAGCAUUGGUCAAUUAUUCGUGACAGUAAACUCGACCCGAGGAAACUGGGAACAAGAGAUCGUGAACCCGUAUAUUUCCGACUGGCACAAGAUGAGUAUCCCUCUAGGUGCCCAAGCAGACUUCACUGUGGGUCUGGUGGGUGUCCGAGGUGCUAGUUACACGGGAGAUAUAGCUAUUGAUGACACCAAGUUCGUGGACUGUGCCCCAUCCGGGUAUCCCACUCCUCCGAAAAUACUGACCGCGUCUGGUGACUUGGUGCUGACUGGGGAUGAUCAUGAGUUUAUGCUGGAUUGUCUGAUGAGCGGUAACCUUGCUCCAACUAUCACCUGGUUCCACAAAGGAGAGCCGAUAGCGUUCGAUAGCCGAAGGAUGAUGCUUCUGAACGGUUCACUGUGGAUUAACCACAUUGGUUCUUACGACAGUGGAACUUACAUGUGUCACGGUAUCAACCAAGUCUCUUCUGUCAAUGCCUCCAUGACUGUGACAGUUCCAGCCUCUCAAGAUUCCUGUGACUUUGAAACAGACGCGUGCAUCUGGCGAGACAGCGUGAAGGACACGGACUUCUUCUGGGUGUGGCAACAAGGCUGUACUCCCAGUUAUUCUACAGGGCCGUGUGAAGACCAUACUACCGGCACUGAGGAGGGUCACUUCAUGUAUGUGGAAGCUAGCUGGCCUCGAACUGAGGGAGAUGUAGCGGAACUGCAGAGCGAGUGGCUAUCUACUACCAAUCCGAAGUGCGAGGUUUCCUUCUUCUACCACUCCUUUGGAGACAACGUUGGAAAGCUAGAAUUCCAGAUCAUGGGACAGCAGUUCAACAGAUUUGCCGAUAAGAUCCUAGACGGACACAGUAACGACGCCUGGAUAGUUGGAUCUGUAGAUGUUGGUGUGGUCAAUACUGCGAGAGUGGUUUUCAGAGGAACCAUAGGCUCAGCUUACGACGGUGAUAUUGCCAUAGACGAUGUAGCUUUCCACAACUGCGGACUGAAAUACCUGUGUAACACAACAACUGAGACAUCUUGUGAAACAGAGCCAAAAUGUAUCAACAAGACCAACAUUUGCGAUUUCCAACCUCAAUGUAAAGACGGCACUGACGAAGUAAACUGCGGAACAUGCGAUUUCGAGGGACCCAGCACCUGUGGCUGGAGCACCAACCACGCAGGAGUCUGGAAGAAGAUGGCAGGUGCUCAGGACUACUACGGUCCUGGUUACGACCACUCUCUUGGCACUGGAGAGGGCCACUACAUGAUAGCAGAGUCGAACUGGUGGCACUACGGAGAAGACCACGAGGUAGAAGAGAUAAGCACCCCCGUGUUCGCUACUACCGGCAAGAGAUGCCGACUCAGGAUGUACUACGCUGCUGACCUGGGGGUUAACGGAACCAUGACAGUCACUGUCAAGAACGAUGCUGGCUCCUUUACUGCCUUGUCUAAGACAGGUAACGCUACCGGAAACUGGACCUUUGUCACAGCUCGACUGCUGGAGGGAACCAACGUCCAAGUAACUAUCGGUCUGUCCAUCGCUGCAGCCAAUACCUUUGAGCAAUAUUGGCUGGCAGUAGACGAUGUCAGGUUUACUGACUGUGAUCCGGGACAUCUGAACGGGCCGGGAGAGUGUGACUUUGAGCUGGAUACUUGUGAUUACAGCAACCUGGAGGCUAGAGACGACUUUGAUUGGACUAGACACCAGGGACCAACACCAAGUUACAACACUGGUCCUAAAACUGACCAUACUACACUCACUGACAAGGGAUGGUACUACUAUAUAGAGAGUUCCUACCCAAGACAGCCAGGAGACACAGCUGUAGCUCAGAGCAGGUGGAUGACAUACGGCAACACUCAGUCUGAUUCCAGUCAGUGUACUCUUGAGUUCUGGUACCAUAUGAUGGGCGACCAUGUUGGCAGUCUCAACGUUUUCAAAUACACAUCGAAAGGCUACACUCUGCUGAGGAACCUUACUCAGGCCCAGGCAGAUGAUUGGGUCGAGGGCAGGAUACCUCUCUCCAACGAUGGGGCCUUUAAACUUGAGUUUGAGGGAAUCCGUGGAUCAGAGUACGAGGGCGACAUCGCACUUGACGACAUCGAGCUGGACGACUGCGCAGUAACUAACCUGUGUGCUAAAGAAGACCACGACUGUACCGGACCUACUUGUGUCCCUGAAGACAGGGUGUGUGACCUAUAUGAUGACUGUGGAGACAACUGGUGGUGGCUGGACACUGACGAGAGACGCUGUGCUACCUGCAACUUCGAGGAGGGCCAGUGUGGCUGGAAGAACCAGAAGGUUAAGGACGAUUUCGAUUGGGUUAGGUAUUCUGGUGGCACUAUGUCGUGGGGAACUGGACCCAAAGAAGACCAUACCUUCGCUGGAAGCAAGGGCUGCGGCAAGAUCCUUCACUUCGGUGGGAAAUGUAUUCACCCUCUGUGGGGUAACCCUAACUCUAAGGAGGGGACACCUAUUGUCACUUACAAGGGCUGCACUGAGGACAGAUUACAGUUCUGUUGGACUAACGAGGGUGAUCUGAAACAUCUCACCUCCGGUCUCUGUAUCCAGCCCCGAUCAGCCAACCCAGACGAUCCCGCUUCUAACACAAUCCUAGAACUGAAUAGCAACUGCGGUUCUUCCUUCACAAAGUGGAGCUUCACAGCUGGCGGCAGUAUCAAGCAAGUUAGCAGUGGGCUCUGCUGGCAUCCUCUCAACGGAAGUCCCGAUCCAAGGAACAAUAACAUGGUCGUGGUGUACCAAGGCUGUGAUCAGGAUAGACUCCAGUUCACUUGGGCCGGCAAACCUGGCAACUACUACUACAUCGAAGCAUCCUCACCUCGGAAACCCGGAGACAAAGCCACGAUCACAUCACCGAUUAUACCACAAUCGGGAAGCAGAUGUGAGCUGGAGUUCUGGUACCACAUGGGCGGAGCUGGUAUUGGCAUGUUGCUGGUGAACUUAGACUACUCUUACUACACGGAGAACCUGUUGAGUCUUACUGGGGACCAGGGUGAUGUAUGGAAGAAAGCAACGAUCCCUCUCGGAUACAAGGAGAACUUCCACUUUAGCAUCAUCGGAACGAUUGGAAGCUCGUACGAGGGUGACAUUGCAAUUGAUGACAUUAAAAUGGUCAACUGUAAACCAUCGGAGAGUGCCAACCCUGGAGAAUGCACGUUCGACGACGGAAUGUGUGGUUUCCAGGACGACAGGAACUUUGAUGACUUUGACUGGAUCAGAAAGAACAAAGGAACUCCAAGCGUCUAUACUGGACCUAAACAAGAUCACACCCGGGGCAAUUGGACCGGAUACUACAUCUAUCUCGAGACCUCUUGGCCCCAAGUUGAGGGAGACCGAGCAGUGAUCCGAGGACCCUGGAUGAAGCAUGAAGGCUGGUUCUACUGUACUCUCAACUUCUACUAUCACAUGAUGGGAGCUACUGUUGGUACUCUGAAUGUCUACGUUGAGACCCCUGAUGACAACGAUCUCGGACAAAUGGUGUGGCACAGAAACACAUCUGAAACUCUAGAAUGGGACAAGGCCACAGUGUGGCUAGGAGGAGGUAUAAACUGGGGAGAUAGCUACUGGAGACUUGUUCUAGAAGGAAUCCGAGGUGCAGGCUUCACCGGAGACACCGCUGUUGAUGAUAUCUUCUACACUGGAUGUUAUCCACAGACAGUUUGUAACACGACCCUGGGAGAGAAACAGUGCGGAGGACCCGAGUGUUAUGCUGUUGAGAAUGAGUGUGACUUUAACCCGGACUGUAGUGAUGGGCUUGAUGAGACCCACUGUGGCGCGUGCGACUUUGAGGAUCACAAACUGUGCGGCUACAUUCACGACCUUACAUCCCCGAUGACGUGGCUACGAGGAGCCGGCAGAACAGCUUCAGUAAACACUGGGCCAGCAAAUGAUCACACGUUUGGUAAUAUAAAGGGUCACUACAUGUACAUUGAGACUAGCUGGCAAAAGGAGAAUGACACUGCCAGAAUGCUGAGUAACGAGUACCGUCUGUCUGAUAACGCGUGUAAGAUGAACUUCUACUACCACAUGAGGGGAGACCACAUUGGAACACUCAAUAUUUACAUCAACUCUGACGCCCUACCCAUGCACCUGGUGUGGAACAAGACCGGCGAACAGAGCAACAAAUGGAAUAAGGGCACAGUCGACAUCGGAGGUCAUGCCAACUUCAGGAUCGUUAUUGAGGGAGUAAGGGGUAAUGGUUUCCAGGGUGACAUCGCUAUCGACGAUAUCAGUUUCGAGGAUUGCCAUCCAGGAACCACAUUGAACCCGGCAGCAUGUGACUUUGAGAAGGAUUACUGUGCUUACGAGGAUAUGACAGGUUACGAUGAGUUUGACUGGACGAGAUGGCAGGGAGAAACACCGUCCUGGAACACCGGACCUAGUGUGGAUCACACAACCGGAACAGCUGCAGGUUACUACGCGUACGUAGAAGGGUCCUACCCUAGACUACCAAACCACACAGCAGUGCUCCAGAGUCCCUGGGUCAAGACGGAGGGUGUCACGUGUCAGUACAACAUGUGGUACUUCAUGCACGGUAUGGAUGUUGGAAGUCUGGACAUAUCGGUCGAGUACGGUAACGGAACAAUCUCCUCCCUCUCCAAACUGGACGGAGAACAAGGCCAGGCAUGGAUGUUAUCCUCCUCUUCCUUCCCCUCCUCCACUGAUGGUGUCAGGUUCAGGGUUACCGGCCAGAGAGGUAUUAGCUUCACAAGUGAUAUUGCUAUUGAUGAUCUGAGUGUCGCUAACUGCGCUGUACAAAAGUAUUGCCCGGCUGAGAAGUUCUCCUGUCUGGACAAGCCCCACUGUGUCUCCAACGACAUGCUCUGUGAUCUCAACUCAGACUGUCCGGACAACUCGGACGAGAACAGACAUUGUGGAGCUUGUGAUUUCGAGCACAGUAGGUGUGGAUUCGUGGGUAGUUUUGGUUUGACCUCCUGGAAGAGAACUAGUGGGUCUACCUGGGCUGCUGGAACUGGACCUAGCUCUGAUCACACCAAGGGAACUCCUAAUGGUUACUACAUGCUAUUCUCUGCUUCAUACCUGAACCCUGGAACCAGUGCCUUCCUGAUGAGCACCCAAUACCCGCUAACUGCUACAGAGUGUAAACUUGUAUUCUACUACCACAUGGCUGGUAUUGACAUGGGCCGGCUUUAUGUUGAGGUCAGGUCUAAGCAGAGUAAGGAUAUGUUCGAGGAGGUAUGGUCUAUGGAGGGUCAUCAGAGCAGCAAGUGGCAACGUGGAGAGAUCGCACUAGCAUCCCUUGUUGACGUACAAGCUCGAUGGGUCGGAGUUCGAGGACCGGGAGUCAAGGGAGACAUUGCUAUAGAUGAUGUGAGCUACGAGAAUUGUGGAGUUAAAACUUGUGAUGUUCCUCCCGCAGUACAACCAUCUUGUGGUACCCCCGGUAUUGGACAGAUGGCAUGCGAGAAACUAGGCUGCUGUUACAGAGACAAGACCUGCUAUCAGAAACUAGGAGUAACAGACCCAACAAUAGUGGUAUCACCCACCCCUUACGUAGGAGAUGAGAGUGAUAUUGUUACCCUGAUGUGUAAAGCCACAAGUAACCCCAACCCCCGGUACUCCUGGUCCCGGGCCUCUGGGGACCCUCUACACCCUGGCAGGGCUACUGUUAUGGCUGAUGGAACUCUUGUUAUCAUCGACUCUUCCUUCUACGACUCAGACACCUACACCUGCUCUGUAACGAACGGUUUGACGACAGUGAACGCUAGUGCUAAGAUAGAAAUCCACGCUGGUGGAGCCAACUUCGAUCUGAACAUGUGCAAAUGGCACAAUGUCCACAAGGGAGACAAAUGGGACUGGGCUCGUAACCAUGGAUACGCACCUAAUUACUGGCAAGGUACAGGACCAGACAAGGACCACACCUCCGGUUUCGGUUCCUACCUGCUCUUCAACACCCACGCUACCCCCAUCAAACAAGGAGACACUGCUAAAAUCCACUCAACUUGGCUGACUAAGGGAGCAACUAUAAGGGCAGCUGCUGGAAGUUGUACACUGAGUUUCUGGCACUACAUGAAGGGAACUACAGUAGGCUCUCUGACCACCAGUAUUAUCGGAACGGACGGCACAGCUCAGGAGCUGAACAAGCUUUCAGGACAACAAGCACCUGGAUGGACGUUCCAGAGUGUCCCAAUACCCAGCAACAUGAACAGCUUCAAGAUAGAACUAACAGCAACUGCUGGUGGAAACGUGGGAGACAUCGCCAUUGAUGAUCUCAAGUUCAGUGGAUGUGAUCUUUCAUACUCAUGUCAUACUACUGACCACUUCGCUUGUGAGACAGCUGAAAGCAGCAAGCCCAAGUGUAUUGACAUCGGACAGAAAUGUGACUUCACCUCGGACUGUGCUGAUGGUUCAGACGAGGAAGACUGUGCUGACUGUGACUUUGAACAGAGCGAGUGUGGCUACGUUCACGUUCCCAACGUCUGGUUCAACUGGACACGUAACGCAGGGCCCACCUCCAGUAUUGGCACCGGGCCAGUGAGGGAUCACACUCUGAACACUACAGAAGGUCACUACAUGUUCACCGAGGCUAGUUACCCUCAGUGGCAAGGAGAUCAGGCUAUCUUCUCCUCGCCCCUGUUCCCACUCACUGGAAGUAUCUGUAACCUGGAGUUCUGGUAUCACAUGGAGGGACCUCAUGUUGGACAGCUAUCAGUCUACGUGAACCACAGCUACGGAGACGAGCAAGUCUUCAAGAUGCAGGGUCCUCAGAGUAACAUCUGGAACCAAGCCAGCAUCCCUAUUGGAUCUCACAGAAACGUUAACAUCUCCUUUAUCGGAACCAUCGGUGUAUCAUUCCAAGGUGACAUGGCUAUUGACGACGUGAAACUGACGAACUGCAAACCAACUGGAACCUGUACUGACGAGGAGUUUAUCUGCUCCUCUGGAAACACCUCCUGUACUGACGCCAGGAAAGUGUGUGACUUUGUAAGUGAUUGUGCUGAUAACAGCGACGAAGCCAACUGUAAGGGUCUCUGUACCUUUGAGGUGGACUACUGUGGUUGGCAGAAUGGCACGAAUAAGCUUCAAUUGGCACGAAUCCAGAGUUCAAGAUACGGGCAUCCUAACUACGAUCACACUACCAAGAUGAGUGGAGGAUGGUUUAUAGCCCUGGACGCUGCUACAAGUACUGGUGCUGCUGGAGACAAAGCUACUUUACUAUACCCUAAGAUCGGUCAAGCCACCAAAGGAAAAUGCUACUUCUCUCUAUGGUAUCACAUUGAAGGAGCAGACGUUGGCACCAUUAAUCUAUAUGCUAACGACGGAUCCGCAGAUAAGAAGGUCUGGACAAUGAGUGCUGACUCCGGGGCUGGCUGGUAUGAAGGUGGUUUCUUCAUCGGCAAAGUCAGUUCCAUAGCUGUAACCAUAGAGGUUGUCAAGGGUAAGGGUAACGCAGGCGACAUUGCUAUUGAUGAUGUAGGUUUCCACCGCUGUUUCGACGGAGCUGAAGAAUGUAUGGCGGAUGAGUUCCAAUGUGCAUCAGGCCAGUGUAUCCCAAUAGACAAGGUAUGUGACUUAGUACAGGACUGUUUCGAUAACUCAGAUGAGAGCUCCUGUACUGGAAACUGCAACUUUGAGAAGGAUACGUGCGGUUGGGAACUUGACGCUGCAUACGAUGACUUCAACUGGGAGAUCGCUCAAGGAGGAACUGGUUCCUACGGUACCGGCCCUGACAACGAUCACACACUAGGAACUCCAGCUGGACACUACGUGUUUGUGGAGGGAUCCUACCCGCGAGUACAAGGAGACGCUGCCUGGAUGAGAAGUCCUUGGUUUAUCAAUCCUACCAACAACUGUCAGUUCAGCUUCUGGGUCCACAUGAUGGGCGCUAAUAUCGGAGAGUUGAACAUCUACGUCAUCACUACAUCCUCUAAAGACCUAGUCUGGACCCUAGCUAAAGAACAAGACGUGGUGUGGGUGCAGCAAACUGUAAAACUACCCCGACUUGACGCUUUCAGGCUCCUCAUGGAGGGAGUCAUCGGAAACGGCUACGAAUCUGACAUCUCAAUAGAUGACAUAUCCUUCAGAGAAUGUGGAAUCAGACCACUGUGUAACAGUGAUCAGUUUGCUUGUGCUAACGGUUUACAGUGUAUUGAUAAGGGUCUGGUAUGUGACUUUGGAUUCGACUGCGAGGACCGAUCUGAUGAAGCAAAGUGUGGUAACUGUAACUUUGAAGACGGCAUGUGUGGUUACAAGAACAUCAACGGAGAUAUCCAGUGGUACAGAGAGAAGAACGGACUACACAGUGACAGUAUUGACUGUCAGGUAGAUGACGGGAGAUACUACAGAGGCACUGAAAACAAGACAGCUAGUGGUAAGACAUGUCAGAAGUGGACUAGUCAGUAUCCUCACCGUCAUGACAGGACUCCUGAAAACUACCCCUACUCUGGACUCGGAGAUCACAACUACUGCAGGAACCCUGAUGGCGAACCCGGAGUCUGGUGUUACACCACAGAUCCUCAGAAGAGAUGGGAGCUGUGCGAUGUGAAGCAAUGUGAUUACUAUCUCACUACUGAGUGGCACGAGAACAAAGGAGACCAGGCUAUAGUUGUGUCUCCUAAACUGGGCACCUCUGGAAAGAACUGUUACCUGACUUACGAUAUUCAGCUGGAUGGUCCCAAUAUGACUGUGGAACUCUUUGUUAACAGCUCCGGAACUGCUAAAUCUAUUUCAAGAAUAGGUUCUGGAGACAACACCGGUUCGUUCUGGAACUCAAGUAGUGCAGUAGUUGGAGCAGCUCAAGACUUCCAAGUAACCUUCGUUGCAACCAUGAACCUGGACAGAUGGGCUCACUAUCACCUGGCUAUAGAUAACAUCCAAUUCGCACCUGAUUGUGCUGCAGUGGCCUCUAUCACCAAGUCACCUGUAGACAUGGCAACUCCUGCUGGAGCUAAGGCUGUGUUCAUGUGCGGAACUAAGGGAGACCCCAUGCCAACCGUCACCUGGCAUCACCUUGGUGACGCGCUGGGUACGGGUAACUUCACUGGUGACGGUGGUAGGAUAUGGGUUGAUAAGGAUAACAGUCUGACCUUCAACUCGACUGUUGUUGCUGAUGCUGGAAAAUACACGUGUAAUGCUACCAAUACUCUCGGAUCUAAGACCGCAUCUGCUCAGCUCGUCGUAUUAACGAAAUGUGACUUUGAGAGAGACCAGUGUGGCUGGACCAACGUUGCUAACACGGCUGAUGACUUCGACUGGGAGAGAGCUCAAGCUGAGACCUUGUCUUACGGAACAGGACCUAUUGUGGAUCAUACCUUAGGAUCAUCUGACGGCUGGUACAUGUUUAUCGAAGCGUCCUACCCUCGACUACCAAACGACAAGGCUAUCCUCACCCUGCCCCAUAUCUACAAGACAGGACCGAGAUGUGAGCUGAGAUUCUGGUAUCACAUGAUGGGAUCAGGUAUCGGAACCCUCAAAGCAACAGCUAAAGACCACAGCGGAACAGUGAUUGCCUCGUGGAGGAAGGAUGGUGAGCAGAGUGCUCAGUGGUUACAGGGAGGUCUCUACAUGCCACAUGCUGAUGAUGUCACUAUCACGUUUGAAGCUGUGAGAGGAAUGAACUAUGAAGGAGAUAUUGCCCUGGAUGAUCUGGAGUUUGUUAACUGUGAUAUGGAUUUGAGUCCUGUUUGCGGAGGAACAGAGUUUAUCUGUGAAUCAGGACAGUGUAUCCCACUGAAGGCAGCUUGUGACUCAACGCCUGACUGUUUCGACCACAGUGACGAGGACCCAGCUAACUGCCCUGGUAACUGUGACUUUGAGAGGAGCAACUGUAACUGGAGGGACCAACUCCAGAACACUCAGAUGAACUGGACCAGACAUCAGGGAUACUCUCCUAGUUGGUUCACUGGACCUGAUGCUGAUCACACAACUGGAACACAAACUGGAACCUACAUCUACAUCGAAACAUCAGACCCCCAACAGCCGGGAGACAAGGCAGCUAUCCUCUCACCCAGGAUUCAGAAGACCUCUAGUAGAUGUUUCAUGUCCUUCUGGUACCACAUGACUGGAUCUCACAUCGGCUCUCUAGAGUUGUACCAAGUGAACAGAUACGGUAUCAGAGAGAAGGUUUGGGAGAAAGGAGGUAGAGAUAUGGGACCAGACUGGCUCCAAGAUGGAGUCUAUGUUGGUAUGAACCAGUUUGUGAGGUACGAGUUUAUUGGAACUAAGGGAGAUGGUUUCCAGGGUGACAUUGCUAUUGACGAUCUCAACUUCGGCCAGUGUAGUCCAUAUCUGGAUGACUGUGAUCCAGUGAACGAGUUCAAAUGUUACAACGGACAAUGUAUCUCCGGAGACAAACUAUGUGAUCUCAAGAGCGACUGUUUCGACGGAUCUGACGAGCGAUUCUGUGACGCGAACUGUAACUUCGAAGAAGGAAUGUGCGGAUGGCACAACCUGAUCUCGGACAUGUUCGACUGGACCAGGUUCAAAGGAGAAACAGCAAGUUACGGCACCGGACCCAGAGUAGAUCACACUACCCUUACUGAGGAGGGGUACUACAUGUAUAUUGAGACAAGUCUACCUAGGAAACACGGCGACUCUGCUAUUAUUCAGUCUCACUGGCUUAGUCUUACUGGAACCAACUGUGUUCUCUCUAUCUUCUAUCAUAUGGAGGGUCUGAAUCUUGGGGCACUGGCAUUAGAAGUUGAGGACAGCUCCACAGGAAAGGCUACCCUCGGUAACCUGACAGCUCAAGCUGAUGGCUGGCAACACGGCAGAUGGCCUCUCAAGCAGAGCAAGGAGUUCAGGAUCAGUAUUACUGGUUAUGCUGGAGCUAGUUACGAUGGAGAUAUUGCUAUUGAUGAUGUGUCUAUUGUCGGAUGCAAAGUGAUGAGUUCUUGCGGACAGAGUCAGUUCACCUGUAAUAACAAACAGUGUGUAUCAAUGGCUAGCGAGUGUAACUUCAAGAAGGACUGUUCGGACGGCUCAGACGAGGAUAGUUGUCCUCUAACAUGUGACUUUGAGAAGAACAACACGUGCGGCUGGAUAAACGACCCUCAGGCUGACUGGACCUGGGAUCUUCACCAGGGUCCUACCUCCUCCCUCCACACCGGUCCUGACACUGAUAACACUAAGAAAACAGCACAGGGAGUUUACCUGUAUGUGGAAGCUUCCUUCGCUUACAAGGGACAAGAAGCUCGGCUAGUCAGUGCUCCUUACACAAGAUCUGCAGACUCCUGUAAACUCAACCUGUACGCGUACAUGUACGGUGGUCAUAUAGGUUCCCUGUUAGUGCACGUGUACCCCAAGGGACAAGACAAGAUACAGGUGUUCAAUGAAACUGGAGAUCACGGUCAGGGCUGGAAACUAUUCUCUGUAGCAAUCGGAGCUCACGCUGACUUCCAAGUCUCCGUAAUUGCAGUUAUGGGUGAAAGUUACGAGGGAGAUAUUGCUAUUGAUGACCUGGCCUUUACUGACUGUGAACUGACUGGCGGAGCCACUAUCGUUACUCCACCUCAAGACACUAACGGUUUAGUUGGAGAUGAGAUCAAACUGACUUGUGAUGCUAGUGGGGAUCCUUUCCCAACCAUUACCUGGACUGAUGCCAAGAACGCGACUAUCCAAGAUACAGGCAGGAUCAAGCAGACGGGAGAUCACGGCAGUAUUCUGGAUAUCACUGAGGCACGGCUAACUGACAACGGACUUUACACCUGCACUGCUUCCAACGGCAAGAGUACAGCUACUGCUUCUGCUCAUGUCAUUGUUCAAGAUCAACCACAGAAGUGCCCAUCCGGACGAAAGAGUGACUCAGGUUUCACUCCCUGUACGAACUGUGCUAUUGGUAAAUAUCAGCCAGAGACCGGUAAAACCUCGUGUAUGGUCUGUCCGUCAGGACAGACUACAGACUCUGAGGGCAGUACUAGUCUCUCUCAGUGUCACGAUGCUAACCAGCCCUGUGCUGUCGGAACCUUCUCUCAGUCGGGUCUACAGCCUUGUGAACCUUGUAAUACUGGAAACUUCCAAGAUGGUACUGGACAGAAAAAUUGUAAACAGUGCAAGCAGAACACCUACCAGGACGUGACUGGAAGUAAGAGUUGUACAGCAUGUCCACAAGGACAGACCACUAAUGGAAACACAGGCUCCAAGUCUAAGAACGACUGUAAGGGAAUGUGUGCUCCAGGUCAGUUCUCCACUACCGGCUCUUCUCCGGGCUGUAUGGAGUGUGCUAAGGGAACCUACCAGCCUCAACCUGGCCAGACAUCUUGUGUGCAGUGUCCCGGCGGAAACACUACUGAUCAUACCGGCUCUAUCUCUAAAGACUCCUGCAAAUUGUACGCCAAAUGUCCACCUGGCAAGUUUAAUGGAGCUAACGGUUACACUCCCUGUACAUUGUGCGCUAUCGGCUACUUCAGCAGUGAUCCUGGUGCUACAUCUUGUCAAAAGUGUAGCAGUGGGUACAGCACCAAGACAACAGGAAGCAAAUCCGAAAAGGACUGCACAGAGCCCCCAGUAACAGAAGGCCCGACAGACCCUACUGGACCCUGCAUGCCAGGAUCCGCCAGUACCACCGGCAAGGCCCCCUGUGACCCCUGUCCACUGAACCAGUACGCUAAGGGGUACGGUAACACAGCCUGUACUAAGUGUCCUGAUGGUCAGGUGACUGACAGUGUGGGAAGUGAGGAACCUGGGGACUGUCAUAGUCAGGAGAAACAGACUGGACUCUCUACUGGCACUCUUAGUGUUAUAGGAGUGAUAAUAGGGGUAGUAGUUCUGGUGUCCGUGGUUGUAGGCUUGUUGUUUGUGAGACACAUGAAGAUGAACGCUGGCAGCACCAACAGACUGGUUCUGAACGACCAAGUCACUGCCGGCACUUCAUCUGGUUAUGGAACAGGAGCUGACCCUCCCCGAGGUUUCAUGAACCCUAUGUACGACGACCCCAACGAACGAUCGGAUAACAAGGCUAUCGAAUUAUCGGAAACAACCCUCGGAGUACUGAACCCAGCGUUCUCGUCUCCCGGCGACGUGUGAUGACGUCACAACACAUCACAUCUGUGUGUGACGUCACUCUGUGACGUCACCAACCUUCGACCCGCUGUACAAUGACGUCAUAAAAGGACAAUAACUCGUGACCACAAUACCCUGUGACCGUGUAGUGCAUUUAUUACGUCAUUGUUAUUUAGGUUUAGUUGAUAGUUUAUUCUAAUAAGAAUAGCAUUCAUAAUAAACUUUGUAAGUUGUAUUUUAGAUCCGAGUAUAUUGUUUAAAGACUGCAAUGUUAUCGAGUUAACCGUCUUCUCUUCUUAUCUCGAAUAAGUUUAUUCUUUCGCGUAUUGGGAAGGAAACUUGAACUCGUGACUGUCUCAGAUCUGUAAGUUGCGGCGCAUUCGAGUGAAAUUCGCAACUUUGCUCGGUUGUGUGCAGAAGGGGGUGGUUUGGACUUCAUGUUCCCUUGGCAAUAAAGACGAUUUAAAAAUAUUUGGUAUAUUUUAAGUUUUUUGUAUAUUUUAUUUUGUUUCAGCUUUUAUUUAUACUGGGACCUGCAGGAUUGUAUUUUCACGUUUACACUUUACACUGACUUAUUAUAUGUUACGUUUUUUGUUUUGUAUUGUGAGACUCUUAAUUUGUACGAAGUUCGUUGCCAACCUUGAUUUUGUAUUAUCUCUGUUUGUCAAUUUUGUUUAGCACUUCUGUAAGAA